AUGGAAAAUCAGAAGAAAAAUGCCACUGAGGUGAAUGUCAAGAUCGAUAGCAUGUUCGGAGCUGAAUGGGUGAAUGGGAUAAUACGAAAAGCUGAAAUCAGUAGUAGGAGAGCUUCAGCAAAAUGUGGAGAUCCAAGAGCAUUUACGCUGCCUUGCAUAAUAGGAGAUUUCAAGUUCAAUAAUUGCCUCUGCGACUUAGGGGCAAGCGUGAGCCUGAUGCCACUCAGCGUUGCAACGCGACUUGGACUAUACUCCUUCAAGCCGACCCAAGUCAAAAUCUUAGUCCUAGUUGAUCGCUCUACCCGACAUCCAGAAGGGGUAUUGGAGAACCUACCAAUGCAAAUUGGGAACUUCUACAUACCUACUGAUUUCAUUGUUUUGAAACUUGACGAAGAAUCUCAAGAACGCAUUAUGCUUGGAAGACCCUUCCUGGCCACUGCAGGGGCAAUGAUAAACGUUCGAGAGGGCAAAAUUGAUUUGCACAUGGAUGAUUUGGUCUUGAGAUUCAAUUUGGAGAGAGUAGCUAAGAAACCCACCAUCGAUGGCCAAACCUUAUGGAUUGACACAAUAGAAGAGAUAGCAGAUGAGAUCUCUGAAGAAGUAUGUUCGAAUGAGCACCUGGCCGUAGCUAGGGUACUUGACUAA
Camelina sativa (false flax) is the source of this 645-nucleotide messenger RNA. RefSeq lists its product as uncharacterized. Lineage: Eukaryota; Viridiplantae; Streptophyta; Magnoliopsida; Brassicales; Brassicaceae. The record is from RefSeq and is a predicted model, not a curated record.